AUGGUUUUCAAAACCACGCGAGCUGCUACUGCAGCAGCAAGAAGGGCGGCUGCACGCAUACAUGCGGCCGCGGAAAGUGCCUCUCACGCCUCAGCAGCAGGCGAUUCGUCGCCUAUUGUCGUGAAUCCUCCACGUGGUGAGUCACCACGUGCGACAGGUACGUCCGUUGCGUCUGCAGCGGGUACCUCGAAUCGCAAUCCAGACGAGUCUGAAAUUGAGCUCAAUUAUUCCGUCGAGUCGGAUGAUUUAUCCGACUCGAAGGCGACUCCUUACGCCUCGGGAUCACCCGGGGCGGGCGCUACAAAAGCCAGGCUGACUGGCUCUGGUCAGCGCGGGAGUAUCAUGACCGAGAUCUUCGGAUUGAGUGAUUAUUCCGAUGAGUCUCCGCCUUACGCAAGUCCAUCCAACGAUAGGACGCGUGGAGAUGGUGGUGAUGCACCUAUGCAUCACCACGAGCGAAGUAACUCGGGGGGUCGGGGUAACACUGGUGCCAGUGCUCAUGCUGGCACCAAUCAAGAGGCCAGGGACCGGAAUGUUCUGCGCCACGCUCCUCAAGUGGAUUCUCCGUGA
Peronospora matthiolae is the source of this 570-nucleotide messenger RNA. The record is from the annotation of a GenBank genome assembly. Lineage: Eukaryota; Oomycota; Peronosporomycetes; Peronosporales; Peronosporaceae.